AUGGAACAAGGAAAUUAUACACAAAUUUCAGCAUUUCUUCUUCUGGGAUUAUCAGAGGAACCAGACCUGCAGCCCCUCCUAUUUGGGCUUUUCCUCUCCAUGUACCUCAUCACUGUGUUUGGAAACCUGUUCAUCAUCCUGGCUGUCAGUUCUGACUCUCACCUCCACACACCCAUGUACUUCUUCUUGGCCAACCUGUCCUUUGUAGACAUCUGUUUCACCUCUACCACUGUCCCCAAGAUGCUUCAGAACAUCCAGACACAGAGCAAAGUCAUCACCUAUGAAGGUUGCAUCACUCAGAUAUACUUUUUCCUACUCUUGGCUGGAUUGGACAACUUUCUCCUGGCUGUGAUGGCUUAUGACAGGUUUCUGGCCAUCUGUCACCCCUUGCACUAUACAGUCAUCAUGAAACCCCAGCUAUGUGUACUACUGGUUCUGGUGGCCUGGAUGAUGAGUGCCUUGAAUUCCUUAUUACAAAGCCUAAUGGUGUUGUGGCUGUCCUUCUGUAGAGAGGUGAAAGUCUCCCACUUUUUCUGUGAGAUCAAUCAGGUGGUCCAACUUGCUUGUUCUGACAACUUUCUUAAUGACAAGGUGAUGCAUUUUGCAGCUGGAUUGUUGGGUGGUUCUUCCUUAGCUGGGAUCCUUUACUCUUACUCUAAGAUAGUCUCUUCGAUACAUAGAAUCUCAUCUGCUCAGGGAAAGUAUAAAGCAUUUUCCACUUGUGCAUCUCACCUUUCUGUUGUCUCCUUAUUUUAUUGUACAAUUCUGGGAGUGUACCUUAGCUCUGCUGCUCCCCAGAGCUCCCACUCAAGUGCAGUGGCCUCGGUGAUGUACACAGUGGUCACACCUAUGCUAAACCCCUUCAUCUACAGCCUGAGGAACAGAGACAUAAAGAGGGCUCUGAAAAGAAUCAUUGGGGCUCCAGUGAUAUAA
Molecule: messenger RNA, 933 nt
Organism: Canis lupus familiaris (dog)
Lineage: Eukaryota; Metazoa; Chordata; Mammalia; Carnivora; Canidae
Gene: OR7A64
Product: olfactory receptor family 7 subfamily A member 64
Exons: 1
Coding region: 1-933 (310 amino acids)
Biological process (GO): G protein-coupled receptor signaling pathway
Cellular component (GO): membrane
Molecular function (GO): G protein-coupled receptor activity; olfactory receptor activity
Source: RefSeq, a predicted model, not a curated record